Molecule: messenger RNA, 7656 nt
Organism: Paramuricea clavata
Lineage: Eukaryota; Metazoa; Cnidaria; Anthozoa; Malacalcyonacea; Plexauridae
Source: the annotation of a GenBank genome assembly
UAAUAAAUUUGUGUUCUUGGAUCGAUCCAGAAUUUAACUGAAACAGGUGCUUUCAAAGCAGUCACACACUAAAGGGAUAAGGGUGCACACAUUCUAUCACCCACCUGAUAAGGCCUUAGCUACAGCUUAGUUUAUAAUGCAAAUAUAUGUAAACAGGACAAAUUCAAUUGGGAUCAAAGUUACGUAACUACUGUGUGAGACGUAGACUUGGUUCAAGUUCGUCUUUCUCUCAUAUUUUCGCGCCUUUUUUGACCGCUCGCGUGCAUCGCUAUUUUCAACCCCUUGAGAGACGGACUUGAACCAAGUCUAUGUGAGACGAUAUAUAGGUUUUAUUAAAUACAAAACACCAAACAGCAGAAGUGACUUGAUUGCGACGUCUCUUCAGUUUUAUUCCUCAUACACAAAAGCUAGCAAACGUACUGUAUUCCUUUUCUUUCGUUUCAGCUCCAAUUUAGCAAUCUAUACUUCGCUAUCUGGGAUGAAAUUUUCAAAGAUUUAACCUCUCUCAUUCAGUCAAAGCAACUACAGCAAGCUGUAGAACACGUAAGUAAUGGGUGCCUUUUUUCUGAUGAAAUAUGUUCUCCUUGAAUUAGAGCUUGAACAUAUCCAUCAAUAACAAAGAUAGAAAUAUCAAAAUAUUUUUAGCCUCCGCCAGGACACAGAGGAAGUACAUACAGAUUACAGAGUGAGACCACUUCAGUUCUUCAGGUUAAUUUAGCGUAAGGGAUUUUUUCAGUCCGCCAUGUUCUUAGCCAGUCCGGUAAAGAGAGGCCAUCACCCCCCUGAAAACAUAUUGAAAUUUAAUGUUCCAGGGGGUGAAUGCCUCUCUUUACCAGACUGGCUAAGAACAUGGCCGCCAGCUAUUUUUGUAAAAACUACCUUACGGUUUUCCAGCAGAAUUGAGACCUCUGUAUGUACCUACUCUGUGGCCAGGAGGUUAUGCAACCUCGAUCCCCCUGGGAUCAACCUCGAUCCCAGGUUAUGUUGUCAUUCGCAUCUGUCUGUCUGUCUGUGUUUGUGGAAAUUGCCCAAGGACAAAUUGAUAAAAUUUUGCUAAAUUUUGAAUUGUAUAAUAUAUGUAUAAACGCAUAAUAUAAUAUAAUGCAUGCAUAUAACUUAAUUUGCUGGUGGAGGUAUCCAUGCAGUGCAUUAUGAAAGCCAAUUAAAUUGCCGGUGGAGAUAUGCAUGCAGUAUGAAAGCCAAUUAACCUUCUUCCAAAAUCACUACUGUCAUCAUCACCAUUGUCAUAUCGCAAUCAAUAAACAUUCAUACUUACCCUAUAAUUGCCACGUUAUUGUAAAAUAAAUAUCUCCUGCUCCAAUGAUUAUCGUUACCAUCAUUACUACCAGGCAACGAUACAUUUUCACAGCCAAUGUUACAACCAUUGUUACAAGCAAUUAUAGUUGUAGUCGUGUAGAGAAUGCUACUAUAGUUAACACAAUCUGAACUAAAGAAGAAAUUUGUAGGCCGUACGGGAGAGAAAAGAUUAAGGGGGUGGAAACAAAUAUACCCGACUUUUUCCCAUGGUGCCCAACUUACCGAAAACUGAAAAUUUCCGUUUAAACUUUCCAAAAUUGUUGUCGACGGGGGUGGGGAUAAAAAAUUUCGGUGAUCUGUUCUAAUUUCUCAUAACUUUUAUAUAUUUUUGAAUUUUAAACUAUUAUAUUGCAUAUUUCUUUUUUUUACUGUCAUUCUCCCCAUCUUUUUGCCCCACGAGGGGGGCUACCCCCCCUCCCCCCCCGCCCGUUAUGUCUAUGAAGAAAUUAACCAGAGUGACGUAAUUGCUCUUUAUCCGCCAAUUUAGAUGGCAUUACUUGAUCAUAAUAAUUUGGGAGAUGAAAGGGAGUGGGGAAGGGCGUUUACAGUUCUUUCCGCAAUUACACAUGGAUAUGUCUGGCAAAAUGGAGGAAAUAACCCAGCUAAGGUUAUUCAAGAAAAAUAUAUUAAUUAUUUUAAUUCAUACACAGACAUUGUAUACAAAUAGUAACAUAAUUAACAUAACCUAUACAGACAGAUUGUUAUGAAACAUUCUGCAGCUCUCUUUCAAGACAGUCCAAAUAAUUUUAACUUGAACUGUCUGUGCCAGUGUAGGUGGUGCCAAAAGUUUUAACAAGCUUAAUUUCGUUGGUAGGGAUGCAACUACCUGAAAAAUAGAAGGAGACAUUCGACUUUUCGAGCGAAGGCCAUUCCUCUAGUAACUCCAGACGAAGGGCCUUCGCUCGAAACGUCGAAUUUCUCCUUAUAUUUUCAGGUCGUUGCAUUCUUACCAACGAAAGCUUGUAAAUAAUUUUAAGCAUGCAUGCAUGGGUAAAGUUGACUAAGUUGUGAGCAACAAAACUAAGGUUUUGAACUCAUAUUUUGGUUAGGCUUCUGACCCAUUCUUACAAGCCAAAGCUCCUUAAUAAUAAAGAAAAUGAGUAUUUUCACGUGGUUCACUUCUCCGUUUAAUGAUGUCAAUUAAAUUCGUAAAAAAAACAUGUAUACCAAUUUGGCCAUGCUUUAUCUCCCAAGAUGAUUCCGAAGUGUCUAGCAGUACCACUGGUUGCAGCCGCUAAACAUAUCGGUGAGUUCUCUGUGCUCUCAAGAGCACUUAAUUAAAGCUUCUACUUGCAUAUCUAAAAUAUUUCGUAGUUAUUUCCUAAACAGUUUAUGUUUUGGUAUUACUGACUGGAAAUUAGAUGGUCAUAUAUAAUAUAACAAUUGUGCUACAAUGCGACGCCAUAGGUUUAAGUAGUUAAUAUGUAUAGAUGUGUAAAAUAGUAUCUCAGUUAUGUGACAUGUAAUUUGUUGUUCUGUUAGAUCAUCUAGAGAUAGAUGUAUUCAGUUAGUUUAUAUUUAUAUAUUGUAGUUAGUUUUACGUGCACGACCACAUCAGCUAUGCUGUAAAUUUACUAUCGUGUUUAAAUAAAUGCUUUUAUUAUUAUUAUUAUUAUUAUUAUUGAGUAUUGGUGCGCCCCCAGGAGCCUGCUGCUCCCAAUUGUAAAACCACUGAAAUUUUAAUCAAAAUUAAAGUAACUCAAAUACAAAUUUCGAAAAGCUCCUACCGUUCAUAGAGUUUCCUGUGAAACGUUUGAAACGUUCUAUAUAUCUAGAAGGACUUUCUUUGCAUGGGCCCAAAACAAAUAUAAGAAAAUUCGAUUUCAUGCAUUUGGUUUCAAAAUAAAAAAAUGGCAUAGUUUUGAUCUUUGGUGAAUUUGGAUUAAUCUCGAACGGUCUGUGACAGUGUAUCUAGUGGCGAUAAUAAGAAAGCUGCGGAUUGAAAGGGAUACAACUACCUGAAAAAUACAAAGAGAACUUCGACGUUUCGAACCUCUCUUUGUCGGAAGUUAAGUAACUUCCUGACGAUGGGCCUUUGCUCGAAACGUCGAAGUUCUGCCCGUAUUUUUCAGGUAGUUGUAUCCCUAUCAAUCUUUCAUUUGGAUUAAACAUGUUCUAUCAUUUCUAUAUGCAAUCAAUUUCUCGCUUGUGAAUUAAAUAGAGAAUAAUACAUUUUUCUGUUUAUUAUAUAAAGGACAGUCUUUGAAAAGCGAUAAUUUUUACAGAAAAGCGAUAAUUGAAAAGCGAUAAUUUUCACAUGUGAGAUUAUCAUGAAUAAUCUCACAUGUGAGAUUAUCACUUUUAUCAGUGCUCGAAAUCUCUAUAAAGUACUAUAUACUUUAUAUAAUAAAAAGUGUUAGCUUUGUUAGUGCUAAACUACAGUUUGUUCAUUGGCAUCGUGAUUAUUGGUAUAAUCAAAUAUUAUAUAGUAUUUGAAAAACACUAUAUGAAAUAAGAAAUUGUUCAUUGUGGAUCUAGGUGGAUGCCCUGUUGUGUCAUGGUGGCCAAGUAUGCUUAACAAUUGGAAAAUUAAAUACGAAACAAGGUAGGCCUACGAGAGUUGCGAUAUUCAGACAAGAUAAAGCCUAUAGUAUAUACGUAUGUACCUGAAGAAUAUUUCAAAUUGAAGAAUAUUUCAGAUUUAUUCAAUUUUGUUUAUUCUGUUUUUGUUUUUCUUCCAUAUCAUACCAAAGACCUUUGGAUUUAAGGUAAUUAUUACAGCCUUUACCAUGGGUUUUCUCUGUAAAGAUAUUAAGUCCACAUAUACCCUUUCCGUUUUUAACCCGCUAAAGUUUCACCUUUACCGGUGUGGACACACUCAGAGAAUUAAAUAUAUAUAUUAAGUGUUUAAAUAUAUAUUUAACUCUCUGAGUGUGUCCACAUCAGGCAAGGUGAAACGUUUGCUUGACCGCGGUAGGAAUAGAACCAGCGACUUUUGGUUUGCUGCAGGUCACUACUCUGCUAACUGAGCUUCGAGGCUACGCCAGUUCGAUUGGGUGAUAUUUUGGAACUCAGUCUAGUUUGAUAUCAGUACAUGUUAAUGAUCACGAAUGUAAUGAUUGUGGUAUUGUUUACUCCAUAUAUUAUUCGAUAAAUUUCUUAAAGAAAUGUGGAGAUGCAGUCUUUAUAUACCGGGUCAAAAGACGAACGUUGGUUCUUUUUAAUUCACUGGCAGAUAGAAAUACAAUCUGUACCUGCAAUUAAGGUACGUCCAUUACUGUUUCACCGCUCACGGCCAGAGCAGCAUUCAACAACCAACACUUCCCUGACUAAUAACUAACUAACUAACUAUAACUAACUAACUAACUAACUAACUAACUAACUAACUAACUAACUAACUAACUAACUAACUAACUAACUAACAAUUUAUUUAACAAACUAAAUAAAUAAAUAAUAAAAUUAAAAACUCACCAUACACUCCCAGUCACCUAUACGUAACUGCAUGGCUGAAAACAGCUUGCAGCAACCAACUAACCCACAUAACCAAUUGAAAAACUAAUUAAUACAUUGCUUUUCUGAAACUUUCACCUCUGUUCAUAUUAAAUAAUUUUGUGUUUUUAAUUUAAAUCAAGGAUCACACAAGAGGUUUUUGAUAAUACUUUUAUUUUAGCUACGUUUCGGAUAGUUUACUAUCCGUCCUCAGGCUAACAAUUUGUUAGCCUGAGGACGGAUAGUAAACUAUCCGAAACGUAGCUAAAAUAAAAGUAUUAUCAAAAACCUCUUGUGUGAUCCUUGAUUUAAAUUAAAAACACAAAAUUAUUUAAUUAAUACAUGUAUGUCUAUUUCUAGAGCGUGGUUGCUGCACAUAAGGUAAACGGUACUCUUCAGACUAUACAAGCUCUACUGAUUGAGAAAGUACAGUUAGUUUGCCAUAUUUUUCAAUAAAAAAAUCAUUUGCCCGUUGAUAUUGAAUCAUCCUCUUUUUCAAAUCACUAUCUUAAAAAGUUUUUAUAAUUAAAAUUAAAAAUCUUCUGUCACCUGGAAAAUAUUUUCAGAAUCUGCAAUUAUUAUUUUACAGGCUGUCUUAGAUGAUAAUCCAGAAUUACUGCGUGCAUGUUUGACUACAAUACAAAAGACUUUUCAGAUCAUGAAAACAUCAUUGAAACGAAUUUAUGGUAAGAGGAGCAGUAUAUUAUUUAAUUUGGCGUGAUAACGAUUUUAAAAAUAAAUGUUUUACCCAUAUUAUCCGCGAAUUAAUGCAUAUGUUUUAUAGCUAUUAUCAAUACUGUAUUAAUAUACACCUUCAUAAGUUCGUCAUUACCACCAUCAUUUUCUUCAUCAUCUUCUUGAUCGUCAUCAUCAUGUUCAUUAUCACUAAAGUCAACUUCAUCAUCAUGACCUCUUCCCCCAUUUUCAACAUCAUCAUCUUCAACACUUUCAUCAUCAUCUUCUUCAUCGUCACUUUCAUCAUCAUCUCCAUCAUGAUCUGUAUCACCUGAAGUUGGCUUCGGCGGCGCACUAUAGGAGUUUCGGUGGCACGGUUGUCAGAGCAAGCGACUUUUACCAAUGAGAUCGUGGGUUUGAUUCUCUCGUCGUUCAUUCGGGUGAAAAGAGUCAUGCUCUGCCGAAAGUCGUGGCUUUUCCCCGGGUACUCCGGUUUACUCACACAGAAAGUUGAUAGGGUGAGUAAGGAUAAAUACUGAUAACAUGCAGUACAGUUAAGAAAGUAAUUUCACAAUUGUUGUAAGGGAUAAAAUACUGUAUGUAAUUAGGUAAGCGUAUAAUACUCGAUGUAAAGCGCAUUUGAUCAUAUCCGCUUGAAUGUUAAUUUGCGCUAUAGAAAUCUUAAUCUUAAACCUUUAAUCUUAAGUUGAUUUCGAAUUUUUGUGUCUUUCAGAGCAUUGUGAUCCUGCUUUCUUUUAUACGAAGCUUCGCGUAUUUUUAUCUGGGUAUGUUUGGCAGUAAACACCUACAUCUGCAUAGGAUAUAGCCAUGCAUGUAAGGUUGAUUAAAUAAGUUUAGUGAUGAAGCCAAAUCCAUAAGACAUGACCUACGAUUCCUAGGCCAGUUCGGAUAUAUGUUCGAGUAUAAGUCCACCAGUAAAAGUAUGGCAAGAUAUGGGAACUGAAAUCUAGAGCAGUCUAGGAGUGUGAUUUGAAAAAUUGAAGAUUGAAAAAGUUUUUGCACUACAGUAUAUGGCGCAGAUUUGAAAAAAAUUUUAGUUGAAAUCUCAGUUAGUGAUAUUUCUUUAUUUUAGUUUUAGAUAUUCACAAUAAGUAUUUGAUCAUUCGUAUAAGUUUAUAUAAUUUGCACUGAUCCGGACAUAUGGGUCGUGAGGUUUGCCCAAUGAAUAAUUGUGCAUGGUGUUAGAGUAUAGCGAUCAAUUCAUUAUUGCAUUUCAAACGGAUUUUUUAAAUGUUUCUUUUUUAAGGAUUUAUAUUUCGGCAACUCAAUCAACAGUGAUGGUUUUAAUUUGCUUGAUAAUUUAAAACAAUGUUACGGAAACUUACGGUUUUAUUUUAAAUGUUCUCAAUUUUUUAAACUGUACAGGAAUAGCUUGUUUGUUUACAUUUUAAAUAAUAUGUUUUUAAUUUAUAGUUGGAAGAACAGCAAGUCACUACCCGAUGGAAUUAUUUAUGAAGGAGUGAGCACGAAACCAUUAAAGGUUUGCAUUAUCCUACACAUUAACAGCGGGGAAUUUGUGGGUAUGAGCGCUGAUAUUCGCAUUGGAGGAAAUGACACUUCGUUGCGAGAGAGAUUUCAAAGAAACCUUGAAGUUACUGAAUCGUAUAACGGUCCACGCAACGCUUUAAGGCAUGUAAUGUAGGUUAUAUGUAUUAAAAGAAUAAUAGCCGUUGCCUUCAAAGAUAGGAGGUUCUAAUUAAGCUGGUUUUCGCCUACGAACAUCACUAUAUUUAGAGAAACGUUGUGUCAUUUUUCUGCGCGUGUAUCUGCUCUUGUUUACUGAUGUGUUGGUUAUUACUCGCUGGGGCACUCUGUGCCCCAGACGAGUAUAGGUUUCGGCACGCGUUUUUCUCCGAUAAUCGAUCGAUAGCCACAAAAUAGAAUAUUAAUGAGCUGCCUAAUUUUUACCCCCAUUAUCCAUAAGGCUCCUGCCAAGUUUUACCCAAAUUAUCCAUAAAUACCAUCAUUUUCCAAGAAUACCAUUUUUUCAAGAAUUUUUCUAAAUUUAAACGGGCUUAAACGAAUGUAAACUUCACCUUGCGGAUCGAUAAUUCUAUGCGCUAAUGUAAUUUCUUCUUUUUUAAUUAGUUUUCAGGAGCAAGUGGAUCACAGAGUACUACAUUCCAUGUGUUCGAUGCAGUUCUUGGUAUAGUGCAUUCUCGGAAAGGUAUGACACUUAGAGAUCCUGAGAAGAAAAGUAUUCAUUCGCGAUAA